AUGGCAGCCACGCAAGUAGUUCCAGGCCAAACAGUUGCCUCCGACAUCUUCCUCAAUGAGAAGAUGGAGGCAGCUAUUUCUUCUGCGGAAAUUUCGACUUCGCCGGGCAAUGAUACCAAAAAUCUGGACUCCAACCUAUUGGUAGUCUCGCCAUAUACCGAGAGAGAACAUCUCCUCGACUUGAGAACACUGGAUGCCGAAAAUGCCCUCCUGGCAAGAGCCCUGGUGCACAUGCGGGCGCUACGACCAGAUUAUGCAACGGCCAACUACAGCGAAACCUUCAACUGGACUGAAAUCAUCGAGCAACACCUAGAAAGCCUGGUGCGAGAAGGCGGCCACCAAUGGAAGAACACUUGCUUCUUCAUCGUCGCGUUCCGCUCACAGAUUCCACCGACGACAAAGUAUGCAGAUCUGGGCGCCAUGGACAAGGCCGCCCACGCUGAAGCGACAGCGAGUGGAGGGUUUCUGAAGUAUUGGUUCGGAACACCAGACCAGGACGGAAGAAAUCUUGCGACCUGUAUUUGGAGAUCAGAGCCUGAAGCAAAGGAAGGGGGGAAGGGUCCAGCACAUCGCAAAGCUGCGGGUGCGACCCGUCACCUGUACACCCACUGGAAGAUUGAGAGGUAUCGACUCACCAUCUGCGACGACCUGCAGAGCUGGGAUCUUGUCGACUGGGCGGAUUGA
Messenger RNA from Pseudomassariella vexata, 684 nucleotides. RefSeq lists its product as uncharacterized. The transcript is spliced from 2 exons. The record is from RefSeq and is a predicted model, not a curated record. Lineage: Eukaryota; Fungi; Ascomycota; Sordariomycetes; Amphisphaeriales; Pseudomassariaceae. Bases 1 to 684 code for a protein of 227 amino acids.